UGCUAACAAAUUGCAUGCCAAACCUUGUUUCCUUGCAAUUUCCCUUUAAUGCUCCCUCACGUCCGCCUUUAUAAGCAAACGGAAAAGAACGCGAAGUACGAAAGACGUUCAAUUGCCCGUUCAACGCGCCGGGAACUCCAAUUGCUAGAGAUUCUCCGACACCGGAAAUUUACGCAAACAAUCAAUAAACUAUUUCUUCAUUGUUCGAGUAAGAGGGAGGAAGGGAAGGAAAGGAUGGAUGGAUUGUGCUUGAAAACGGGAAUUCACGGGAUGGCGUCCACGAUCCCUGUCGGUGGGACAAUUGAUUUACGGACAAAUGCGACUCAGAUAAGUGCAGUGGGGAGGUCGACGGCCGACAAAUCUACGGUGGCGGCGCCGACUCAAAAAUCGGAAUCGUCGAGGUUCUCAUUCCGGUAUCCGCUUAGAUCUCUCUGGCCAGGAGGAGGUGGUGGAGGUGGUAAGAGGUACAACGGGAUUGCCCUAGGCGAUGCCGUGUUGGUAGAGGAAAAGGAGUCGAGACGUGCUGUGGAGAAGAGUGGGGAGGAUGGGAACUGGGUGUUGAAGAUUUUGCAUGUGAGGUCCCUGUGGAAGGUUAAGGAACAGGGUGAGGUUGGAGUUCGUGAUCUUGUUGAGGAGAUGAAGAAGGAGGGCGGCGGCGGCGGCGAUCACGUCGAGGAGGAGGAAGAGGAAGAGUGUGAUGUUUGCAGAGUUGAUGAUGGAGACGAUGGUGACAACAAGGAGGUCGAAUUCGAUAGGGAUUCGUUUUCAAGGUUGCUAAGGAGGGUUUCAUUGGCGGAGGCGAAGCUUUAUGCGCAAAUGUCGUAUCUGGGAAACUUGGCUUACUCCAUAUCCAAAAUCAAGCCUGAAAGUCUUCUCAAGCAUCGUGGCUUGCAUUUGGUAACUUCAUCGAUAGAGAAGAGAGAAUUGGCAAUGAAAACUGAGAAAACCGAGUUGUCAGCUGAAAGUCAAGAACCCGAAAGGAACCUGAAGGAUGAGGAAGAAAGCAAGGAGCAAAAGAAUGAGGGCUAUCGAAUUAGUGCUUCUGCUGCCUAUCAGAUAGCGGCCUCUGCUGCUUCCUAUCUUCAUUCUCAUACAAAGAGCAUCCUUCCAUUCAAACCUUCAAAACCUGAGGCCAGUGAAAAAUCUUCUGGAGGAGGCAGCAGAAGUGGUGAUGGCAUUAGUAUGAUGAACUCUGAUGUUGCUUCUUUAAGGGCAACCACUGAUUCUGUAACAGCUGUUGUUGCUGCGAAGGAGGAACUGAAACAAGCUGUUGCAGAUGAUUUGAAGUCAACGCGAUCUUCGCCCUGUGAGUGGUUCAUAUGUGAUGAUGUUGAGACUUGCACAAGAUUCUUCGUGAUUCAGGGGUCUGAGACACUGGCAUCCUGGCAAGCAAAUCUAUUUUUUGAACCGAUUCCUUUUGAGGGACUGGAUGUACUUGUUCAUAGGGGGAUUUAUGAAGCUGCGAAAGGAAUCUAUGAGCAAAUGUUGCCUGAAGUUCAAGCCCAUCGGAAACUUCAUGGCAAGCAUGCGACUUUCCGUUUCACUGGGCAUUCUCUUGGCGGAAGCUUGUCACUGCUUGUGAAUCUCAUGUUGCUUAUACGAGGUGAAGUGCCAGCUUCGUCAUUACUUCCUGUAAUUACAUUUGGUGCUCCGUCCAUCAUGUGUGGAGGUGACCGUCUUCUUCUCAAACUUGGACUUCCCCGAAGUCAUGUUCGUGCAAUCACAAUGCACAGAGAUAUAGUGCCUCGGGCUUUCUCUUGCAAUUACCCGAAUCAUGUUGCUGAAAUUCUGAAGGCCGUGAAUGGAAACUUUCGUAAUCAUCCUUGUCUCAAUAAUCAGAAACUUCUCUAUGCGCCAAUGGGGGAGCUUCUUAUUCUACAACCAGAUGAGAAAUUCUCGCCUCACCAUGAUCUACUUCCUUCUGGCAGUGGCCUAUAUUUUUUUAGUUGCCCAUUGUCUGACAGCACCGAUGCUGAGAAACAGCUCCGAGCUGCUCAAAUGAGCUUCUUAAACUCACCGCACCCACUUGAGAUCCUAAGUGAUCGAUCUGCAUAUGGUUCUGAAGGCUGCAUUCAAAGAGACCAUGACAUGAACUCGUACUUAAAAUCUGUUCGGAAUGUGAUUCGACAAGAGCUUAACCACAUCAGGAAGGCCAAAAGAGAGCAUCGUCGUAAAGCUUGGUGGCCACUUGUUGCACCACGUGGCGUAAAUGCUGGUAUCAUUGUGGGAAGACCUUUGGCUUCCGUUGGGGUAGGUCAAGAACAACUCACAUUCUCUGGCAUCUUGCAGACUGGAAAACAGUCCUUGAAACGGUUUAGUAGGCUCAUUGCAUCUCAGCACAUGCAUUUGUUUGUGGUUCUCUUGCUCCCUACACGGUUGUUACUUCUUGGAGCGUACAGCUUGUUCAAUUUUCGUUGACUAUCAUCAAAUAUGACAGGAUCAUUGCACCUUAGGGGUGUAAUACUGUACAGAGUGGAAGCACAUGGCAGGUAACAUGGUAGAUGAUUCUUUAUUCAUUUGUUUGAGAAAUGCAUUCCAAUAUCUUGUUUAUUUUGAUUGGAAAUGCUACAAUGAUAUGUCCCAAAAACAACACAGAUUGCAAUAGAUAUGCAACAUUACAACCCAUGUCCUUUGUGCUCUGUUAUCAGAUCAGAUUUAGUAGCAAUUUUAUGAAUGUUACUAUGAUCUACAAUCAUGCUUUUAUAGCCUGCAUUAAUACUGUUUAAUUUUACUCUUGAUGUUUCUUAGUUCUAA
Molecule: messenger RNA, 2754 nt
Organism: Tripterygium wilfordii
Lineage: Eukaryota; Viridiplantae; Streptophyta; Magnoliopsida; Celastrales; Celastraceae
Product: phospholipase A1 PLIP2, chloroplastic-like
Exons: 5
Coding region: 49-2418 (789 amino acids)
Biological process (GO): lipid metabolic process
Molecular function (GO): glycerophospholipid phospholipase A1 activity
Source: RefSeq, a predicted model, not a curated record